Molecule: messenger RNA, 950 nt
Organism: Penaeus vannamei (Pacific white shrimp)
Lineage: Eukaryota; Metazoa; Arthropoda; Malacostraca; Decapoda; Penaeidae
Product: mitochondrial translation release factor in rescue
Biological process (GO): translational termination
Cellular component (GO): mitochondrion
Molecular function (GO): translation release factor activity
Source: RefSeq, a predicted model, not a curated record
CAGCAAUAUCUGUCCAGUAGUCAGUCUUAAAACCUACCCCAUACUAUGCAGACAGUUUCAUGCAUUAUCACUACAAAAACAGUUCUCUGAAUAUCAAAUGAAAGUAUGUACGAGUAUACACACUGGUACAAGUACUUGUAAUAAAAGAGUAGACAGGUCAAAAGUACCGACACUGAAUGAGGAAGAUUUGGAAGAAAGCUUUGUUCGAGGAAGUGGUCCUGGGGGACAGAGUGUCAACAAGACUGCAAGUGCUUGUAUGCUAAAGCAUAUUCCAACAGGUAUUAUUGUUAAAUGUCAUGAAGACAGAAGUUUGCAUAAAAAUCGUACUACAGCUCGUAAGAUGAUGAUUGAAAAACUGGAUCAGCUUUAUAACGGCGAAAUGAGUGUUGCUGCUCAGCUGAUGAGAAUACGUGAUGAAAAGCAAACAAAAGCUCAACAAAAAGCAAAGAAAAAGCAGAUGAUGAAAAAGGCAUGGAAAGAGCGAGAAGGAUUGAAUGAGAAUUAAAAGUUGCACACAGAAAAAGAUUUUCAGGAAAGGUAUGAGCCAGUAUAAUGAACUUUAGAGAUGUAAUGUAAAUUAAAAGAAAAUAUAAAUGAUAAUGAAUGUGUACUCGCAGGAUUUUUUAUAAUAAAUUAUCAAUACAAAGGAUUUUUUUUUUUUUUUUUUUUUUUUUUUUUUUUUUUUUUUUUUUUUUUUUGCUACAACCCUUAAAAUCUGUAUGUAUCUGUACAUGUUCAACAUGUUAGUAUGGAUUCUAAAAAGCUAAUAUUGCUUUUUGUUAUACCAAAGUGGAAACAUUUAUUAUAUCAAAAUAUUAAAAAAAUAAAAAUAUUAAUGUUAUUAUUUCUCCCCAAAUUAGCUGGUCAUACAACAAAAAUAGCAGUCGCCAUAUUUAAGAAUUAGUACUUAAGCAACACUGAAAGGCUGCCUCACAUAUUAAAUCAAUGAC